Cylicocyclus nassatus is the source of this 1082-nucleotide messenger RNA. Lineage: Eukaryota; Metazoa; Nematoda; Chromadorea; Rhabditida; Strongylidae. The record is from the annotation of a GenBank genome assembly.
CAGAUUCUCAAACGUUAUUGAAGGUGUGUAUGUGUGCUACAGAUGCUGGACGCACCCAUUGGCCUAGAAAUUCUGCUUCCGAAACCUCACUGAAGUUCUCACGCAGAAUGCCCAAAACCUUCUUUGCCGUCACUGCAGCUGCCACAGGCGUCAUAACCCUGGUCUUUGUCGUUAUCAUCAUCUACUUGGUGAACGAUAUCAAUGACUUCUACGAUGAAAUCAUUUGGGAGCUUUCAGAAUUUAACGGUCUGGCCGAGUCAGCAUGGCAUGAGAUGCAACCAUCUUACCUUGCACGAAAGAGAAGAAGUGGUCUUUCCAUACAAAAGGCCAGAAUACCUCGUCAAUGGCCAGCACACUGCGCUUGCGCAUUGGUAUCAAUGGGUUGCCCAAUUGGUCCACCUGGUCCACCGGGGAUGCCUGGGCUCGAUGGAUUGAAUGCCCCACCAGGUUUGCCUGGUAGACGUGGAAACGAUGGAAUCACUAUAAGUGGUGGUGGUGGAGCUGGCGGAUGCAUAGCGUGCCCGGCGGGACCUCCCGGACCUGCGGGACCUGAUGGACCCGCGGGAUUGCCUGGACCCAUCGGAAUGCCUGGACAAAGAGGAGCAGGAGGAGGUAUGGGCCCACCAGGACCAGCCGGACCUACAGGGGAUCCCGGACCUGGUGGAAAACCUGGAAAUGCAGGAGCACCAGGUAUGCCAGGUAUCCCUGGACAGCGCAUAAUCGGCCCACCGGGUCCGGCUGGAAUGCCGGGUUUGGUGGGACCGCCCGGUCCACCUGGGCCAGGUGGACCGUAUGGUGUAGAACCAUCGCCUGGUCCGCCAGGACCCAUGGGGCCACCGGGAAGGACCGGGCCACGAGGGCCAGAUGGAAUAAGUGGACCUCCUGGAUCUUCUGGUAUGAAAGGCGGUGACGGUCACUACUGUCCCUGCCCUCCACGCUUGUUCAAACAAAGAAACAUUGGCAGAUAUCGAAAAAGACGAUUUCUUAGCACACUGAAAAAGGAGGCUGUUGCUUCUAUUCGCUCAACCAAAAAAAAUCGCAGUUCUCGCAGCAAUAGAAGGCCAAUAAAGUUCACAAAUUAG